Lasiosphaeria miniovina is the source of this 858-nucleotide messenger RNA. Its product is annotated as short-chain dehydrogenase/reductase family protein. The transcript is spliced from 3 exons. NCBI's taxonomy places the organism in Eukaryota, Fungi, Ascomycota, Sordariomycetes, Sordariales, Lasiosphaeriaceae. The record is from RefSeq and is a predicted model, not a curated record. Gene Ontology annotation, molecular function: oxidoreductase activity. The coding region runs from base 1 to 858 and encodes 285 amino acids.
AUGUCUGUCGAAGCUCGCGGCCGUUUGGCCGGCAAGAACGCCAUCAUCACCGGCGCUGCCGGUGGCAUUGGUCUUGAGACGUCAAUUCUCUUCGCUAAAGAAGGCGCUAGUAUCCUAAUGGCCGACAUCUCGGCGCCGGCACUCGAGCGGGCCAAGGCCAAGAUCGAGCAGCUGGUUCCCAACGCAAAGCGAGUCGAGACAAUGACCUGUGACGUCUCCAAAGAGCCCCAGGUGCAGGCCAUGGUCGAGUCGGUCGACUCGUGGGGCGGAGUGGACGUCAUCUUCAACAACGCGGGUAUCAUGCACGCGAAGGACGACGACGCGAUCGGGACGCCCGAGGAGAUCUGGGACCUGACGCAGGCCAUCAACGUCAAGGGGGUUUGGUUCGGCUGCAAGCACGCGGUGCUGUCGCUGCGCCGGCACGCCAAGGCCAAGGGUAGCAUCAUCAACACGUCGUCGGUGGUGGCGCUGGUGGGCUCGGCAACGCCGCAGCUCGCCUACACGGCCAGCAAGGGCGCCGUGCUGGCGCUGACGCGUGAGCUGGCCAUUGUGCACGCGCGCGAGGGCUUCCGCUUCAACAACUUGUGCCCGGCCCCGCUCAACACGCCGCUGCUGCAGGACUGGCUGGGCGACGACCAGGCCAAGCGCCAGCGCCGCGAGAUCCACUUCCCCGCUGGUCGCUUCGGCGAGGCCAUCGAGCAGGCCCAGGCCGUGCUGUUCCUGGCUAGCGACGAGAGUAGCUUCGUCAACGGCCACGACUUUGUCGUCGACGGCGGCAUGACCAAGGCCUACGUGACGGCCGAGGGCCCCGCCCCGGCCGCUCCUCAGAACAAUGCCCUCAAGAGCAGCCUCGACUAG